AUGUUUCCACUAAAGAAGAGUUGCUCUGCAGCAGCCCCCUUAUCUCAGCUCAAGAUGUAUAGCUUCAUGGGAGGGGGCCUGUUCUGCGCUAUUGUGGGCAAUAUCCUGUUGGUGGUCUCCACUGUAACUGACUACUGGAUGCAGUACCGUCUCUCUGGAAACUAUGCCCACCAGGGUCUGUGGAGGUACUGCAUGUCCAACAAGUGCUACAUGCAGACUGAUAGCAUAGCUUACUGGAACGCCACCAGGGCUUUCAUGAUCCUCUCAGGGAUGUCGUGCUUUGCAGGCAUCAUUGCCGGCAUCAUGUCCUUUGCACACUUCUCCUCCUUUGAAAGGUUCAACCGCUCCUUUGCUGCAGGAAUCAUGUUUUUCGUCUCCACUUUCUUUGUUCUGCUGGGUAUGGCCAUCUAUACUGGAGUGACAGUCAACUUCCUUGGAAGGCGCUUCGGUGACUGGCGCUUCUCCUGGUCCUACAUACUUGGCUUGGUCGCCAUGCUUAUGACCUUUUUUGCAGGUAUUUUCUACAUAUGUGCCUACAGAAUGUGUGAAUGCAGGAGGGGAACUGGCUCACGCUAG
Xiphias gladius (swordfish) is the source of this 576-nucleotide messenger RNA. Its product is annotated as lens fiber membrane intrinsic protein-like. Gene Ontology annotation, cellular component: plasma membrane. Gene Ontology annotation, molecular function: structural constituent of eye lens. The record is from RefSeq and is a predicted model, not a curated record. NCBI's taxonomy places the organism in Eukaryota, Metazoa, Chordata, Actinopteri, Istiophoriformes, Xiphiidae. The coding region runs from base 1 to 576 and encodes 191 amino acids. The transcript has 5 exons.